This is a messenger RNA of Trichoderma breve, 1062 nucleotides long. Its product is annotated as transaldolase/Fructose-6-phosphate aldolase domain-containing protein. The transcript has 6 exons. Gene Ontology annotation, biological process: pentose-phosphate shunt, non-oxidative branch; carbohydrate metabolic process; pentose-phosphate shunt. The record is from RefSeq and is a predicted model, not a curated record. Gene Ontology annotation, molecular function: transaldolase activity. Lineage: Eukaryota; Fungi; Ascomycota; Sordariomycetes; Hypocreales; Hypocreaceae. The coding region runs from base 1 to 1062 and encodes 353 amino acids. Gene Ontology annotation, cellular component: intracellular anatomical structure; cytoplasm.
AUGAGCAGCUCUCUUGACCAGCUUAAGGCCUCUGGCACCGUUGUCGUUUCUGACACUGGUGACUUUGCCGCAGCAGCAGCAGUGCCAUCUUAUCCCCUCUCUCCCGACUUGAGUUCGAACGCAACACAGAAGCUGACCUGGAGACGCGUUUUCACAGCCAUUGCCAAGUACAAGCCUCAGGAUGCCACCACCAACCCCUCCCUCAUCCUGGCUGCCUCCAAGAAGCCCGAGUACGCCAAGCUGAUAGAUGUCGCCAUCGACUACGCCAAGGGCAAGGGCGGUGACCUCGACCACCAGGUCGACACUGCUCUCGACCGCCUGCUGGUUGAGUUCGGCAAGGAGAUUCUCGCCAUUGUCCCCGGCAAGGUCUCCACCGAGGUUGAUGCCCGAUUCUCCUUCGACACCAAGGCCUCCGUCGACAAGGCCCUGCACAUCAUCGAGCUCUACAAGGACCUCGGCAUCUCCAAGGAGCGCGUCCUCAUCAAGAUUGCCUCCACCUGGGAGGGUAUCAAGGCCGCCGAGAUCCUGCAGCGCGACCACGGCAUCAACUGCAACCUGACCCUCAUGUUCUCUCUCCCCCAGGCCAUCGGCGCUGCUGAGGCCGGUGCUUUCCUCAUCUCCCCCUUCGUUGGCCGUAUCCUUGAUUGGUUCAAGGCCAGCACCAAGAAGGAGUACGCCAAGGAGCAGGACCCCGGUGUCGCCUCCGUCAAGGCCAUCUUCAACUACUAUAAGAAGUUUGGCUACAAGACCAUUGUCAUGGGUGCCUCAUUCCGAAACACUGGCGAGAUCACUGAGCUCGCUGGCUGCGACUACCUGACCAUCUCUCCCAACCUGCUCGAGGACCUCCUCAACUCCAACGAGGCCGUCCCCAAGAAGCUCGACGGCGCCGCUGCCGCCGCUCUGGACAUUGAGAAGAAGACCUACAUCAACGACGAGGCCACCUUCCGAUUCGACUUCAACGAGGACCAGAUGGCCGUCGAGAAGCUGCGUGAGGGUAUCAGCAAGUUCGCUGCCGAUGCCGUCACCCUCAAGGACAUCCUUAAGCAGAAGCUGUCUGCUUAA